AUGACCGGCAUUCUCACCAUAGUUGACCGAUUCAGCAAGAUGGCACACUUCGUUCCCCUCCCCAAGCUCCCAACCGCCAAGGAGACCGCCCAGGUGGUCCUGGAACACGUCUUCCGGAUCCACGGACUGCCAAAGGAUGUAGUUUCUGACCGUGGCCCACAAUUCUCCUCCGCCUUUUGGAAGGAGUUCUGUCACCUGCUGGGAGCCACAGUCAGUCUGACUUCCGGAUUCCAUCCCCAAUCCAAUGGGCAGUCAGAGCGGGCAAAUCAGGAGCUCGAGAAGGCACUGCGAUGCAUGACCUCACGCAACCCCAAAUCCUGGUCACAGCAAUUGACAUGGGUGGAGUACGCACACAAUUCUCUGACCUGCUCUGCCAUCGGUAUGUCCCCCUUCCAAUGUGUUUAUGGAUACCAGCCUCCUCUAUUUGCCAGCCAGGAAGGGGAGGUUACUUGCCCAUCUGCACUUGCUUUUGCCCGUCGAUGUCGCCGCACCUGGUCACAAGCCCGAGCCACACUCCUCAGAUCCGUUGCCCUGCUACACUACCGGGGCCAACCGUCGGAGAAUUCCUGCUCCCACCUACCAUGUUGGUCAAAGGGUGUGGUUGUCAUCGAAGAACCUGCCACUCAGGGUGGAGUCGCAAAAGCUGGCACCUCGAUUAAGCCCAUUCAUGAGAGUCCGCUGGUCCCUGCUGCGCCUUGUCCUCCUCCUCCACGGCUCGUCGAUGGUGGUCUGGUUUACACCAUCCGCCGCCUGCUUCGGUCCAGACGGAGGGGUAGGGGUCUCCAGUACCUCAUUGAUUGGGAGGGCUAUGGACCUGAGGAAAGGACCUGGGUGCCAGCUAGUCGAAUUGUGGAUAGGACUCUCAUCACCGCCUUCCACCAACGGCAUCCUGAUCAACCUGCAAUCCGGGCUGCCCCAGAGGGGUCCCUGACCGUCCUGCCCGCUCGGCUUCCUGUCCUGUGCCUGACCCUGUCUCGGGACCUGUCCCAUCUCCCGACCACGACCCCCUCCGGCUUCCUCCGAGGAUGA
Molecule: messenger RNA, 1029 nt
Organism: Alosa alosa (allis shad)
Lineage: Eukaryota; Metazoa; Chordata; Actinopteri; Clupeiformes; Clupeidae
Exons: 3
Coding region: 1-1029 (342 amino acids)
Biological process (GO): DNA integration
Molecular function (GO): nucleic acid binding
Source: RefSeq, a predicted model, not a curated record